Messenger RNA from Pezoporus occidentalis (night parrot), 4127 nucleotides. RefSeq names its product SET domain containing 4 (gene SETD4). The transcript has 11 exons. The coding region runs from base 338 to 1699 and encodes 453 amino acids. The record is from RefSeq and is a predicted model, not a curated record. Lineage: Eukaryota; Metazoa; Chordata; Aves; Psittaciformes; Psittacidae. Gene Ontology annotation, biological process: peptidyl-lysine trimethylation; peptidyl-lysine monomethylation. Gene Ontology annotation, molecular function: protein-lysine N-methyltransferase activity; protein binding.
UUUGGAAAACCCAUGUCAGUGCCUCACCAUCCUCACUGUAAAGAAUUUCCAAAUGUUUAAUCUAAAUCUAACCUUUUUCAGUUUAAAGCCAUUCCUCCUUGUCCUGUCACUACAUCCCAUGUAAAAAGUCCCUCUCCAGAUUUCUUGAAGGCUGUCAAGCUGCAAAGGCUGCUUAUGCUAAUGAAUUUUCAAAAAGCAAAUGUAUGCAAGGAUAGAAAAGUUUUAGUUCUGUGCACAUCAACUCUAGUGUCUCUUUUCCUGUAGAAGAUUAUGGAUGUGCCUUGGCAAAAGUGAUGUUUGAAGGUUGUCUAAAAAAGGUAAAAUCUGUUACUUAAUUAUGAAGAAAAGUAGAGGUCGGACAGGCCGAAAGAGGAGAAGAAAACACUUGCAGAUUUUGGGUGGAGUCAGCUGCAGUCACAAGCUGGAAUACAUUAAACUUAAGAAGUGGCUGAAAGACAGAGGAUUUGAAGACAGUAAUUUAAGGCCAGCGGAGUUCUGGGGUACAGGAAGAGGACUGAUGACAACAAAAGCUCUUCAGGCAGGAGAUCUGAUUAUUUCAUUGCCUGAGAAAUGCUUACUCACCACAGGCACUGUCCUUAAUAGCUGCUUGGGAGAAUACAUUAUGAAAUGGAAGCCUCCUGUAUCUCCUUUGAUAGCACUGUGCACAUUUUUAAUAGCAGAGAAACAUGCUGGUGAAAAAUCUCCAUGGAAGCCAUAUAUUGAUGUUUUACCGAAGACAUAUACUUGCCCUGUUUUUUUUGAGCAUGAUGCAGUAAGCCUUCUCCCUGAACCUCUAAGAACGAAGGCUCAGGAGCAGAGAACGAUGGUCCAUGAGUUGUACAUGUCUUCCAAGGCUUUCUUCUCUUCCCUGCAGCCUUUGUUUGCCGAGAACACAGAAACUAUAUUUAACUACAGUGCUCUAGAGUGGGCUUGGUGCACUGUUAAUACCAGGACAAUAUAUAUGAAACAUUCACAGAGGGAAUGUUUUUCUAUUGAGCCAGAUGUUUAUGCUUUGGCACCAUAUUUAGAUUUGCUAAACCACAGUCCAAAUGUUCAGGUAAAGGCUGCAUUUAAUGAGCAGACAAGAAGCUAUGAAAUUUGGACAAAUUCACAGUGCAAAAGAUAUGAAGAAGUAUUUAUCUGCUAUGGGCCUCAUGACAAUCAGCGACUGCUACUAGAAUAUGGAUUUGUUGCCAUGGAUAACCCUCAUAGCAGUGUUUAUGUCUCAUCAGAUACUCUUCUCAAAUAUUUUCCACCACUGGACAAGCAGAGAAAUGCAAAACUUUCCAUUCUGAGGGAUAAUGAUUUCUUAGAAAACCUGACCUUUGGAUGGGAUGGACCAUCUUGGAGACUCCUUACUGCUCUCAAGUUGUUAAAUCUUGGUGCAGAUGAAUUCUGGGGAAUACAGCAAAUGAUUGUGUUUAAACAUUUUGGUUCUAGUACUUGCUGGAGGAGAACACUCCUUGGUGAUGUAAUUUCAGCCAGAAAUGAACAGCAGACUUUGAAUAUAACAACAAAAAUAUGCCAUUUUUUAAUAGAGGAGACACAGCAUGUCCUUCUCCAGAUUUCCCAGUUGAAAAGGAGCAAAGAGAACCUGCAAAUGCACCUGGCUUUGGUAGAAGCGUUGCACUUGGAAAACCUGAAGAUACUACAAAAAUCAGCUGAGAGUCUUUGUAGCUUGCGUAUGGCAACCACUUGACUCAUCUGGACUUGUGGCUGAUUGGAGGUCAUUUGCCAUGGAUGUGCCUUGCUGAACUGUUUUAAUGGUCCUGAGCAGCAAAGAAUAAUGUACAGAUCAUCAAAAUAUGCUUAGUUUUGAUUACAGGGUCACAGAGGAUCCGCUAUUUAUUUUGUUCUUUGCUGACCUUCUUCAGUGAUACAAAAGGUUAGCCCAAAUGGUAGGGGAGAGCACAGGUGGCUUUCAUCAUAUCUCACUGAAAUUAUGGCUGCUGUGAGCGAAACAGUUUCUGAGGUAAUUUGAGCAGCCCUAGGAUUGUGGGCUCGAGCAGUCCUAGACUUUACAGCAGCCUCUGUGACUAAAGCAUGGAUCACAGGCUCAAGCAGAUACUCCUCAGCAUGUAUUUGAGCUCUGGCACUUGGCAGGGAGGAAGAGGACAGAGCCAUUUAUAUUUGUCUUGUUCCUGUCCUUUACCUUUCCCCUGUGUGAAUUUCCAUCCUUUACUCAAACCUCCUUCCAGACUCACUAGUUCGUAUUCUGGCUCCUCCUGCUGAGAAUGAGAAUUGAAAGGAUAUAUCACUUUGAACUCUGUUUCUUGUUUGGAAGACCACCCAGGCAAUUAGUUCUGUUUUCAUUUGUUUCUGAUGAUCACAUUGAGAAAUGUUCGUAUCCUGUUUAUAAGGGGAUAGUUUCAUGUGCUCUAUUUCAGCAUUGGUUCUAUUUAAGUAGGGAGCUUGAGCUUCCUACGUCGUUCAGAGAAGAGAGACGUCUUCAAAAGACAUUUGAGGGCAGGAGCCUUAUUUUAGCUGUACAAACUUACUUUGUGGUUGUGUUGUGAUUAUUUUCCGUUUUGUGGGGAAUCACAUUUCGUAGAAUUUUUCAUUACUGUUUUUAGCAUUUGUUAAGAGCUAUGUUUGUAAGUGUUUGUUUUUGUAUGUAUAUUGCUUCAUUUUCUACAAGACUUCUGUUUUUGAAAUAAAUUGUAUACAACAGUAAAGGCAUUCUAGAUAAUCUAACUUAAGGAAAAAAUACAGGUGAAAACUUAGGUAUUCACAUGCACUUGCAGACUUUCUUUGGUAUCUUGUGAACAAGAAUGUUAUUGUGUAAACUUUCUUGGAUUUGAGUAUUCCAUGUUUUUUUUUUCUGUCUCUGUUGGGACAGGAAAUGCUGUGAUACUUGGAGCUCUGAGAAGGGUUCUUCCUUACCUACAGGGGUAUGUUGGUUCAGCUUCAAAAUUCUGUGGGAACUGAAAAGUGUAACUGUUUGCUGUUUACUCAGUUUCCAAACCCAGAAGUUCUUGGUUUUCAGGUUUCAUCUUCAUAAGCUCUUCCUAGGAUUAGGAAGUUCUGAAAAUAAGCUUUUUUUUUCUGCCUUGUUUACCCCAGUGCACCGAGACUUCUCUGCACUGUCAGGCUUUCUUAUAUUGUUCAUAUGGAGAUGCUGACAGUGUGUUGGUGCUUUACAUUUCAGAGCAGAGGGCAGGGUGAAUGGGUUGGGAGAGGAGCUGAUGUAUUUUCUGGAGCUAGGUGCACGUUUAUUCCAUCUUUUGGGCCAACUUACUUUCAUAUUUGCCUAAACUGUGGUUUUAAUCCCUGCAAGUCACUUAGCACCAUGUUUUAUAGUCUAGUCACUUCCAUUCUGAAGUACUUCUUGGGGUGAGAUGCCUUUCUAGAUUUGGGGAUGCAGUCUCUAAUAAUCUCACCAAGAGCAAUUCCAUCAGCUUAAUGAAGGUCCUUCUGUACCACUGAACCUGUCUACAGCAGAGAUAAGGGCUGAGGCUUGCCCAUUCAUUUUGAUUAGAUCUGCAAAAAGGCCUACAGAAGUCACGGGUGACAUGGAGAGGGAUGGAUUGUGACUGAGCAUUCAUAGUGCAAGAAGUAAGGGUUUUCAAAGGAAGAUGGAAGAACUCAGGUUCAAAACUACCAGAAUGUGGUAACAAAUCCAUUGAUUUUAAUAAGGGAUAUGGAUAUAAAAGUUGACAUGGGUACAGAGCACCUAAUACGCAGAACAAGCAGCUAUUGGCAGUUACCAGCCAGCCAGGCAACUUUGGUCUUAUGUAGUCCCCUGAUCUCAAAACAGUUCAAGGUUGGGAGGAUAUUGAUGUCAAGUCUUGUAAAUGCUUGACCUGUACUUGCUCUUUUAAGGUCUUCAAGGAUGGACAAUGUGGGAAACAGGGCACUGGGCUAGUGGGAUGUGGUUUUGAACAUGUCCUGCAAUUUUGUUGAUUACAGGUGAACUGCUUGACCUCUCACUUUUUUUAAUAUGAACUUUUUCAUUCUGUAAGAACAGAUGUGUUUCACAUGUAAUAUUUUUAUAAUGAGAUGGUGCUAGAGUUAAAGAAGAUAAGGAUAUUUGGUUGUUGGAUUUUUUUUUUUGUUUGUGUUUGUUUUUUCUUUUUAUCCUGGAGAUGGCUGUUUUAAGAAAAACUUAUGUACAUUGUGUCUUGCAA